AUGUGGAUAUACGCAAUACUUGCCUUAGCAAAGAUGAUAAUUGCUAAGGAAUGCAAAAACGAUGAAUGUGAAAAGGGAUGGCCUGGCGCAAUAUGUCGUGGUGGAAGGUGUGUUUGUCCACAGGAUAGUAUUAGAAGAAAAAGUGAUUCCAAUGGUUGGAUAUGUUUAUCGCUGAUAGAUGCUAGUACCGGCAUGCUUGGACCACCGUUUACAUGUCCAUUACCGGAUGGUGCCGGAUAUCGAUCGAUCUUGGUCCGUAACAAUGCACCGGUAUUUUGUCAUACACUGGAAGAGGAUAAUUGUCCGAAAGGAUAUGAAUGCAUACAAUCAAUUGGACUUAGCACUGCAACAGGAAACGGUGUUUGUUGUCCAAGAAAAGAGACAGCUUGUCUUCAGCCAGUUUGUCAAUCACAAGAUGGAUGGCUUGUUCGUUGGUAUUUUAACGGUGAAACAUGUGAAUCAUUCCGAUGGAAUCCGGAAGUUGAAACAAGCGCCAAUAAUUUUGCCACUAAACAACAUUGCCUAUCAUAUUGCGCAUUGAUAAAUAAUCAAUCAAUCUGA
Messenger RNA from Loa loa (African eye worm), 561 nucleotides. RefSeq names its product kunitz/Bovine pancreatic trypsin inhibitor domain-containing protein. The coding region runs from base 1 to 561 and encodes 186 amino acids. The record is from RefSeq and is a predicted model, not a curated record. The transcript has 3 exons. Gene Ontology annotation, molecular function: serine-type endopeptidase inhibitor activity. Lineage: Eukaryota; Metazoa; Nematoda; Chromadorea; Rhabditida; Onchocercidae.